Aureobasidium melanogenum CBS 110374 is the source of this 1299-nucleotide messenger RNA. RefSeq lists its product as uncharacterized. The coding region runs from base 1 to 1299 and encodes 432 amino acids. The record is from RefSeq and is a predicted model, not a curated record. The transcript has a single exon. Lineage: Eukaryota; Fungi; Ascomycota; Dothideomycetes; Dothideales; Saccotheciaceae.
AUGUCAACUCCCACGAAGAAAGCAAAAGCUGCCAAACGCGAUCCGCAAGAGAACAAGACUGCCGAUAGCUUGGAAGAAACGCCGUCUGGGAUCACCGUCAUCUCGACAGCAGGAGACGUCGUACUGCUCAUCCAACGAGACACUCCUACACAAGAGACAUGCAAAUAUCGUGUCGACUCGGCCAGGCUGAGAGAAGCCUCGACCUACUUCAGUCGACUGUUCUCAGACGACUACAAGGAAGGCACUACUGUCGCUCUUGCUCAUGCACACCUCAGGACCAAAUACACAACCCUGGACGCAUCCGUACCUGCUGAUGAGCUCCCCGAAGUCAAGAUUGUGGAUGUUGGCCGCAUAUCGCCUACGGUGAAGACCAUCAAACCUCUCAUGGCCGACUUUCUAUGCGCCUUGCACGCUCGCGACUUGACUACCCUCGCUCCACCUCUGGCAAAUGUAGCCAACCUCUGCAUCGUAGCCGAUCGCUUUGACUGUCUUGUACCGUGGCGAACCUACUGCAAGAGUCACAAGAUAAUCGCCGCCUUGGACGGCAGAUCCAACACCAAGGUUGCUACUACAUGGACAGAAGAGCGCACGCGCCAACGUUUGCUGGUCGGUAUUUUCUUGGACAACGCAAGUUGGGUGUACCAAGCAUCUCUGCGGCUCAUACACCGAGGCUGGGUUGGUCGUGAACCUGAAGAAGAUGCUGCUUUGUGGUGGGAUCUUCCUAUGGGCAUGGAAGACGAGUUGCUGUUCCGUCGGGAUUGCAUACUUCAAACCGCCCAGUCGAUACAGACACACUUCCUCACUCUAUACACAUCUCGCGAGAGGCAAUGCAAAUUGGGUUACGACUCGAGCGCUGAGUGUGAUCUGUUUCAGCUUGGUCAAACAAUCAAGUUCUUCAAACGUAUCAACACCCUCUCAUUGGAAGGCACCAUAUUCGCAACCACCGACGCCCCUGAGCCUUACGAAGGCGACAUCUUGGAUCUAGUCGACAGCUUCAAGCAAGCCCCUGAGUACCAGGUAGACAAGAAUCAUCACCACUGUGGCAUCCGCACUCGCAUCAUGCCUCUGCUAGAUCUUUUGGUGCUUGCUCUAGGCGAAGUUGGCGUAUGCUGGUGGUGUUGGCAGGACUGCAGGCAUGAUUACGCCUGGUCCAAAGUCAAAAGACCGCUUAUCUGGAAGAAAGACUCUGCUGGCGCUAGCAUGCAUCAACACUACAAGAACCGACAGGCUCAGAGUCAUUUGUUCAAGCAUCUCGAUACUAGAGAUCUCUUCAUGGCCAAUGAGAGGCUCUGGACGUGA